Gallus gallus (chicken) is the source of this 1853-nucleotide messenger RNA. It is a transcript of the gene ASCL2, whose product is annotated as achaete-scute family bHLH transcription factor 2. Lineage: Eukaryota; Metazoa; Chordata; Aves; Galliformes; Phasianidae. The transcript has 2 exons. Gene Ontology annotation, biological process: regulation of transcription by RNA polymerase II; developmental process. The record is from RefSeq and is marked validated. Gene Ontology annotation, molecular function: DNA-binding transcription factor activity, RNA polymerase II-specific; RNA polymerase II transcription regulatory region sequence-specific DNA binding; protein dimerization activity. Bases 549 to 1052 code for a protein of 167 amino acids.
AGCAGAGGCGCGGAGCGGUGCUGGGAAGGAGACGGGGGUGGGCAGAGCGGCCCCCGCGCCCCGCGAUAGGGAUUUCUGUUUGUGUUGGGUUCGUUUCCCACUUUUUUUUUUUCUUCCCCCCCCGUUUUGUAUUUUUUUAAACUUUGUUUUUUAAUUUAUUUUUUAUUUGCGUUUUUUUUUUUUUUUUGGUAACUCCCGUUUUAUUUGCAUUCUACUCCCACUUUUAUUUGCGUUUUUUUCUCUGCAUUUGACAUUCUUUUGGCGUCUAACUCGCGCUUUCUGCACCCUUAUUGCAUUUUUUUAAUCUCAUUUUCAAUCUUUUUGCUUUCUACUCGCAUUUUCCUUUGCGUCUUACCCGCUUUUUUUUUCGCUUUUUUUUUCUUGCACCUUACUCGCAUUUUUAUUUCCGUCUCGCAGGUACUUUUUUUUUUCUUUUUAAGUUGUUAUUGUUUUUCCUUUUUCCAUCUUAAUUCACCUCUCCGCUCCCCUUCCCCAACCCCUCCCGGCGCUGCCGCGCUCCCCAUCCCCGCCGCCGUGGCCCCUCGGCGAUGAACGGCGGUGCCCCGCCGCCGCCCCCCGCCGCCGCCUCACGCUGCCGCCGCCGCCCCGCCUCUCCGGAGCUGCUGCGCUGCAAGCGCCGCUUGGCCUUCGCCUCCCUCUCGGGCGGCGGCACCGCGGCGGCGGCCGUGGCCCGGCGCAACGAACGGGAGCGCAACCGCGUGCGGUUGGUCAACCUGGGCUUCGCCGCUCUACGGCAGCACGUCCCCCACGGGACCGCCAGCAAGAAGCUGAGCAAGGUGGAGACGCUGCGCUCCGCCGUCGAGUACAUCCGAGCCCUCCAGAGGCUCCUCGACGAACACGACGCCGCCGCCGCGUUCCCCGACGGCCGAGCGGGCCGCUCCGCGGGGCGGGCGGCCGUCGGGGAAAGCGGAGGCGGUAGCGGCUAUUCCUCCGCCUCGCCCUGUUCCUCCGAGGAGAGCGGCUACGAGCCGGUGCUCAGCCCCGAGGAGCAGGAACUGCUGGAUUUCACCAGCUGGCUUGGGAGCUACUGAGCUGGCGGGAGCUGUACCUCGAUUCCUAUGGUCUUCCACAGCAGCCAGCAGUAACCUCCAAAAUAAAUCUCCCCCAGAGAUUCUCAAGAUCCUCCUGGCUGCUUUCCUUGCUGGGCUCCAAGCUCACUCACCCAGCUGAAGUGCAAUGGUGUAACAGCUCUGAUGUCUGCUGCAGGGCUGCUGAUGGACAAGGUUUUCACCCGCUCCAGAGAAUGGCCGUGCAUCCCCUCGCAGCUACUUCGCAUCGGCCUUUGGAUAGGGUGGAAAAAAAGAAAUGGAAACCACUUGAUGCUUCCUUGUUUCUGCAGGGGGAGGGAAUUUUUUUUAUAAUGUCAGAUUCUAUUUUGUAUGCAACUUGAACUGCCUAUGGGAACAGUGGUGUAUGAAGACUUAUUUUUGUACGAGAAACCUUAGGGAAAAGGGUUAAGGAGGUAGCUCUAUUUUCAGUCCAAUUCCCUUGUUCUUGAACACUGCCAGCUGGAAUGUUUGGGGAAUAUACACCGUUUAGAUGAAAGGGUUUGUUUGUUUUUCUUUCUCCAAACACUUUACUAAAGGACUGCAACCUUUUGUUGCGUCUCACUGUGGUGUCUGACUCUGCCUGGUGUGAAGGUUCACUUCUCUGAAAACUGAAGUUGUUUUGUUGUUUUUGUUUUGUUUUUUUUUGUUUUUUUUUAAAUGUAUUGAAGGCAUUUUUGUAUGCACUUGCUAGGAUUUCUUAAGUCAUACAUACGCAGUUUUUAAAAAGAGUAUCAUAUUUUAUGUAAAUUGACUUUAUAAAUAAAAUUCUAUUUAUAAAUGGUU